UCUUGCCUGGGGUUCUUACACCAGAUUAUCUACUGUAUAAUUUUAUUAAUUCCAGCUUACAACAAUUUUACAUUGUAUCAUACCUAUGAUUAUCCUACAAAAUUUAUUUUCAAAUUUAUUCUUCAAGUUGAAAUUCAAAAGAAACGCAGCAAGCUAUCAAGAUUGAGCUGAAGCAGUCAGAAAAAAAUGCUUAAAAAUAAGCAAAACGAAGAUAUUGGAAAGCAGCAUGAGGUAACCUACACAGAACUGAAUUUUUCCAAAUCUCCACAGAAGCAAAGAGUACCCAAGACAGGCCAGAGCAAUGUCAUAUCAAGUGAACAGCAAGUAACAUAUAUGGAACUGAAAUUUCCCUCUUCUCAUCUUCAGCACAAAAAACGGUUUGAUAGGAAAAAAAGAAAAGACCACCAAUCUAUGGCAUGGCAAGUGACAACUGGGAGUUUAGGGGUCUUGUGUAUAAUCCUGAUGACAACAGUGGGUGUCUUGCUUGCAAACUUAUUUUCUAGCAGAGAAGAGGAAAACCAAAAAAUAUCACUUAUUCCUACUCUAUCUUCUAAAAAUGGUGAAUGUUCCUGUGAUCUUUGUCCAAAUCACUGGAUUGGAUUUGGAAAUAGUUGUUAUCAUCUUUCCAGUGAACCCAAAACCUGGCCAGAGAGCCAUGCUGCCUGUGCUGAGCUGAAUUCCCAUCUUCUGAAGAUAGACGUCAAUGAAGAGCUGAAAAUCUUAUCAAUCUUUGAAAUGAAAGGAUGGGUAGGUCUCAAAAUCAAUGAAACCAAUGGGUCCUGGUUAUGGGAAGAUGGCACCAAAGUGAUCCAAAGCCUAUUAACUUUUCUGAAAGAGAAGAACCACAAAUGUGCAUAUAUGGUGAGAAAAUAUAUUUAUACGGAUGACUGUUCAUCUAGGAGAAGUUACAUCUGUGAGUUUACUAUAUAG
Molecule: messenger RNA, 930 nt
Organism: Diceros bicornis minor
Lineage: Eukaryota; Metazoa; Chordata; Mammalia; Perissodactyla; Rhinocerotidae
Product: killer cell lectin-like receptor subfamily I member 1
Exons: 7
Coding region: 187-930 (247 amino acids)
Biological process (GO): positive regulation of natural killer cell mediated cytotoxicity; stimulatory C-type lectin receptor signaling pathway
Source: RefSeq, a predicted model, not a curated record